UCUAGUGCACGUCGUAGUAUAUGCUGCGAAGAUAACAGUUAAUAUACGUCACGUUUGCACAUUGGCAUUUGGAAAACGCUAUGAAACAAAAAUAACUUUAGACACGGUGUUGGUGCUUAUUAUAGUUUCUGUAUAUAAACGAGUAAACACAAAGUAUGGCGACGUGUCAAAAUGGCCGAUCUCAACAAAGAACUAAACGAAUAUCUUCUUAGUAGCAAAAAUGAGAAACAGUUCAAAAUUACCGUACCAUUGGUGACGAUACCAAAAACGAAUAUUAAAAAAUGGUUUGGAAAAAGUGAGGAAAACAAAGAAGAAAUAGGAUGGAUGCAAGGAGCACAAAAGGAAUGUUGCCCUAGUAUGACAAGAAUACAAAGGUUAAUAGCAUUUGUUCUAUGCUUUUCUAUGGGUAUACUUUGUUUCUGUUUAUCGGCGAUUUAUAUUCCGGUUUUACUACUCAAGGCAAGAAAAUUUGCUCUUCUAUACACCCUAGGUAGCCUUUUCUUCUUGUCAAGCUUUUGCUUCCUUUUGGGUCCAUUAAGUUACCUAAAAUCAUUAUUUACUGCUGAAAGAAGAUGUUUCACUAUAUCCUACAUUGCAACUUUAAUAGGAACACUUUACUGUGCUCUACAUUUACAGUCUACGCCAUUAACAGUAUUCUGUGCUGUUUUGCAAUUAAUAGCCAUGUUAUCAUUUUUAAUAAGUCAUAUACCAGGGGGAACUAAAGGUCUAAUGUUUUUUACAAAAAUCUGUAAGUCUUCUGUAAAUUCUACAUUGCCUAUAUGA
Molecule: messenger RNA, 783 nt
Organism: Eufriesea mexicana
Lineage: Eukaryota; Metazoa; Arthropoda; Insecta; Hymenoptera; Apidae
Product: protein transport protein SFT2
Exons: 3
Coding region: 172-783 (203 amino acids)
Biological process (GO): vesicle-mediated transport
Cellular component (GO): membrane
Source: RefSeq, a predicted model, not a curated record